GUUUUAUAUUGUUAUAUAAAUAGCAUCGUCAUUAUUAAAUUAAUACGUAAUAUCAGCAAUUUUUAUAUGAUUGCAAGUAAAUGAAUAGUAGUGAUGAUGAGAUGUUACAUAGAGGGUAAGAACUGAAUGUUAUUUAAAAAAUAUAGAAGGUUGAAUGUUUAAAAAAGAAUAUAUUUCUAUAGAAUGGUGAAAGUUACUUGUUAAUAAUAUAAAAUUAGAACAUUAAAAAACAUUUUCUUAGUAGUUGUAUAUAUGAUUAGAAGGUAUAAUUAUGUUCAAUAUUCAAAGAACAAAUAGAAAAAGUUAGUAUAAAUAAAAAUGAAAGGAGAACAAGAGAAAAUAGAUUUUGUCUUAUGAUAUUAAGAAUUAUGUAGAAAGAUAGUCAUGAAUGAGAAAUUAUUAGUUUAGAGUACUAAGAAUAAUCUAUCAGUACGAAUUUUAAGAAAGAAAAAGUUUGUAGAAAAAAAAUUGAAGAGUUAUAUUCUAUUGAGAAUAUAGAAAGGAGUGUUUCAUUAAAGGGUAUAGAGAAUUAGA
This is a messenger RNA of Paramecium sonneborni, 534 nucleotides long. Lineage: Eukaryota; Ciliophora; Oligohymenophorea; Peniculida; Parameciidae. The record is from the annotation of a GenBank genome assembly.